This is a messenger RNA of Python bivittatus (Burmese python), 957 nucleotides long. RefSeq names its product olfactory receptor 5V1-like. Gene Ontology annotation, biological process: G protein-coupled receptor signaling pathway. The record is from RefSeq and is a predicted model, not a curated record. Lineage: Eukaryota; Metazoa; Chordata; Lepidosauria; Squamata; Pythonidae. Gene Ontology annotation, molecular function: olfactory receptor activity; G protein-coupled receptor activity. Gene Ontology annotation, cellular component: membrane.
AUGGAUUCCCAGAACCAAACACAAGGCACAGAAUUUAUCUUCCUGGCAUUUUCCAGACUCCUAAACCACCAGAUCCACCUUUCCUUGGUGCUCCUUAUUGCCUAUUUGGUCACUCUGAUGGGCAACUUCAUGAUCCUAACCCUGGUUCUCCUGGAUUCCCACCUUCAUACCCCUAUGUACUUCUUCCUCAGUCAGCUAUCCUGCUUGGAUAUCUGCCUUUCUUCUGUGGUUGUACCAAAGAUCCUGGUGAACUUCCUACGCCAGCAACACACCAUCUCCUACAACCAAUGCCUGGCACAAGCAUUCUUCCUCAUUGGCUUUGCGGGAUGUGAGCCGGCACUGCUGGCUGUCAUGGCCUAUGACCGCUAUGCGGCCAUCUGCCAGCCUUUGCACUAUGCCCACCUGAUGAGGACCAAGGUGUGCAUCCAGCUGUCUGUGGCCGUUUGGGUCUGGGGCUUCUUGGACUCAGCCAUCCAUGCUGCCCUGGCCACCAGGUUGGAUUUUUGUGAAAACCGCCAGCUUCCUCACAUAUUUUGUGAUGUUCCCCCAUUACUGAAAAUUGCCUGCAGUGAUACCUGGGUCAACGAAGUGGCCAAUCACAUCACCAGCAUCUUUGUGGGCCUCAUCCCUGUCUUCUUCAUCAUCCUGUCCUAUUUCUAUAUUUUGUCCUCCAUUCUGCAGAUUCGCUCCAACACUGGCAGGCACAAAGCCUUCUCCACUUGUGCAUCACACAUCGCUGUUGUGGUUGUCUGUCUUGGAAAUGCAUUUGUAAACUACAAUCAACCCACUGCUGGCUACUCUCUAGAGACUGACACCCUGAUCUCCACAAUGUUUUGCAUCAUCAACCCCAUGCUGAACCCCUUGAUCUACAGCCUCCGCAACAAGGAGGUGAAGGGGGCCCUGUGGAAGGUUGUACAGCAACUUCACCAGGGAUGGGAGCUGGCCUGUCCCGGGUGA